AUGAUAAAUGGCACUUCUACAUGGAAGGGACCCCCGCCGCCAAUGAUGCUCCAAUCAGCCACUGAAGGGAGCGUUUCUAGCCUCUUUAACCCUCAGCCUGCAUUGGUAACCUCUUCUGUUACUAAUGUCUCAUCAUCCACUGGGGCCGUAGGCCGUGAGCCUUAUGGCAAAAGGCCUGUAACCCAUGCCUCCAACACAACCAAUCUAAAUUUUCCAGCCCUUAUGCAACCACAACAAACUCCUAGCCAUCCUCAUUUCAAUGAACCUGUGACAAAGACGACAACCUCAACUGCCCAUGUAACUAACCCGGAAAUCUCUAGUGUGCACCGAAGUGGCCCAAGUGGAGGCACACCAAGGCCAUCCACACCAAGCCGGCAAAAUAUUUCUCAGACAAAUCCUGCGACAACUGCACUGACUACAGCUCCCCUUCCGGCAGCUUCCAACUACUCGGAU
Messenger RNA from Protopolystoma xenopodis, 453 nucleotides. NCBI's taxonomy places the organism in Eukaryota, Metazoa, Platyhelminthes, Monogenea, Polystomatidea, Polystomatidae. The record is from the annotation of a GenBank genome assembly.